This is a messenger RNA of Plasmodium berghei ANKA, 1929 nucleotides long. Its product is annotated as 2-C-methyl-D-erythritol 4-phosphate cytidylyltransferase, putative. The record is from RefSeq and is a predicted model, not a curated record. Gene Ontology annotation, biological process: isoprenoid biosynthetic process. The transcript has a single exon. Gene Ontology annotation, molecular function: 2-C-methyl-D-erythritol 4-phosphate cytidylyltransferase activity. NCBI's taxonomy places the organism in Eukaryota, Apicomplexa, Aconoidasida, Haemosporida, Plasmodiidae. The coding region runs from base 1 to 1929 and encodes 642 amino acids.
AUGAAUAUUCUUUGGGCAGCUUUGAGUUACAUAUUUUUCAAUUACUACAUAUUUAAAGGACGUUAUUAUUUUGUAUACUCUUUAAAAAUAUAUAAUUUUCAAAAAGAUAAAAUAAUAAAACAAAAAGGAAUUAAUUUGGAUAAUAGGCCCUUAUAUCGGAAUGGGAAAUUUGUUUGCACACAGAAUAAUAUUAAGGACAAUAAAUUGUAUAAAAAAAAACAAGAGCAAAAAAAAAAAAUACUUCAAUUUAUUUAUACUAAUUUUAAAUCGAAUAAAAAGGAUGACAAUAUUUUUCAAAAAAAUAUGUCUCCUUUGCUAAAUUAUUAUAUUAAAUCUACAAAUAUUACUAAUCAGUGGUGUUGUAUAAAAUCUAUUUAUAAUGAUGAAAAUAAUGGAGAAUAUAUUAAUGUUAAUAAUUUAAACACAAUAAAAAAUUUUGAUACAAAAGAAAUAAAAAAAUAUGAAAAAAAUAUAAACAAAAAAAAUAUACAUUCUAUAUUUUUAUGUGGUGGGGUUGGAAAAAGAACUGAAUUAGCAUCAAGAAAACAAUUUUUACAUUUAGACAAUAUUCCUAUUUUUAUAUAUUCAUUUAAUUUAUUUAUAAAAUGCAAUUAUAUUAAAUCAAUUAGUUUAGUUUGUGAUUCAACAUUUUUUCCACAUGUCGUUGAAAAUAUUAAUAUUUAUAAUUCUCUAUUAUUAAAAAAAAAAGUUAAAAAUAAUUUUCUUAAAAUAAUUAAUGAUAAUAUAUUAGAAAAGGAAAAUAAUUUAACUGGAAUAAAUACUCAGCAUAAGGAAGACAAUAUUAAUUCUCUAAAUUCAAAUAACAAAAAAAUUGAACAAAAUAAAAUAACAAUUUUGAAUUAUAUAAAAGAAAAUAAAUAUAUAAUAUAUGAUAAUGAAAAAAACAAAUGUAUUUUUGAGAUGGAAGAAAUAUUAAAUAAUUUAAAAGAAAAAAAUCCUAAUAAUAAAAAACAUAAAAUAAAACCAAAAGACAUUGAUACAAAUAGAUAUAAAUUAAUAACCAUUAUAGAUAGUGGAAAUGAACGAAUUGAUUCUUUUUUAAAUGCGCUUAAAUCGUUAAAUAUUUAUGAAAAUAACCAAGAAUAUAUUUAUAAAGUUUUAGAAAAUUAUUUGAAAAAAAAUCCUCAUCUAAAUUCAAAGUUUAAUAUUGAAUUCGAUUACACUUAUUUACUUAAAAAGGAAAAUAAAUUGAAAAAAGAAAAUGAUAAAAAUUUUGUUAAAAAAAAAAAAAAAUAUAUUACAGAUAUAUUAGUUCAUGAUGCGGCACGCCCUUUUCUUUCAGAAUUCGAUUUUUUUAAUUUAAUAUAUCAAUCUAGUUUGGGAAAAAACGUUAUUUUAGGAACAAAAGCAACAGAUACCAUCAAAUUGUUAAAUAAUAAUAAACAAGAAAAAGAUGGAUGUAACUUGAUUAAAAAAAACAUAGAUCGAAAAGUAAUUUUCCAAGCUCAAACGCCCCAAAUAUUUGAAAGCAAAACCUUAUUAAAAAUUUUACAAUAUUUUGUAUUUCCUUCAAAUUAUAUAACUACAAAUAGCAAUACAUUACUUAACGAAAAUAAAAAAUUACAAAAUACAUCUCAAUUUACAGACACAUCCUCUAUAGUUCAACAUUUUACAAAAAAUAAAAUUACAACAUUGCAAGCAACAUUUCCAAAUUUUAAAAUAACAACGCCUGCAGAUGUUUUUCAAUCUUUUUUUUUUAUGAAAUACAUUUAUAAUAAUAAUAAUGCAAGCAAUGAUAUUUAUCGCAGUUUAUUUAAAGACGAAUAUAUCAAUUCUGAUUCGAGUUAUAUAUUAACAAACCAAUUUAACAAUUUCUUUUUUUAUAAUUCGCUAAAUAAAAAACAAAAAAUUCUGUACCAGCGUUUUUACUAUAGGAAUACCUGCAACGGCGCACUAUGCCCGAUUUGA